ACCUCACCACACCAACCAAUUCCACCAUCCCAUGGCCACCACAACUAUCCUUCGCCACCUGACACGCCGCCACAAUCACCACCGCUGCUGCCUCUCCGUCGCCGCAGCUUCCGUCGUCGAAGACACCAUCUUCUGGACCCAAGCCUCUCUCACUUCCAUCCACCCUGCGGCCGAGUCCCUCUACCACAUCUCCAUCGACGUAUCCGACUCGCCGGACCUGGCUACUUCCCACACCAAAGCUGGACAGUACCUCCAGCUUCGGGUUCCUCUGUACGAUGCCGUCUCGAGGCCCUCCUUCUUCGCCAUCGCUUCUCCACCUUCUCUCUCCUCAGUCCAAGGCGUGUUCGAAUUCUUGGUGAAGAGCGUUGCAGGGUCCACCGCCAAGCUUCUCUGUGGGCUCAACAAAGGGGAUGUGGUUGAACUGAGUCAGGUUAUGGGAAAGGGAUUCGAUAUUGAUCGAAUUUCUCCGCCCCAGGACUAUCAGUCUCUUCUGAUUUUCGCAACAGGAUCUGGAAUUAGCCCAAUACGGUCUUUGAUUGAGUCAGGAUUCAGUGCUGAUAAGAGAUCUGACGUGAGACUCUAUUAUGGUGCAAGAAAUCUAAAGAGGAUGGUUUAUCAGGAUAGAUUCAGAGAUUGGGAAUCUUCUGGAGUUGAUAUUGUGCCGGUUCUAUCCCGGCCGGAUGAUAAUUGGAAAGGUGAAUGUGGCUAUGUACAGGCUGCUUUCUCUAGGGCCAAAAGAAUUUAUUGCCCUCAAUCCACUGGUGCUGUGCUUUGCGGACAGAAACAGAUGGCUGAGGAGGUUACUUCUGUUCUUGUGGCCAAUGGAGUCUCAAGUCAGAAGAUUUUGAAGAACUUCUGA
Ilex paraguariensis (yerba mate) is the source of this 859-nucleotide messenger RNA. Lineage: Eukaryota; Viridiplantae; Streptophyta; Magnoliopsida; Aquifoliales; Aquifoliaceae. The record is from the annotation of a GenBank genome assembly.